CCUCGGGUGUUUUUUUUUUGCUAUCUGUAACUCAUCUUUGCUAGUCUGCUAAAAAUCUUUUGGUCAUGUGAGGAUUAUCUCUGACCUAUUGAAUUAAAGUAAUUCUUUAUAUAUUCUGAACAUGUUUCUUUGCUGAAACAGGGUUUGCAAAUAUUUUCUCCUGUCUGCACAGAGUCUGUGCUUGUAAACGCUCCCUGUAUCACCUCUCAAUGCAAACUGGAAUGAUUGAGAAACUUGGAUGGCCAGUGGUUCACUCCUACCAGCCAUUGUGGGGCUUACAGUGAUGAAAAGAUUGGGCAACCCUGCUGAAACUUUUUGUCCAAACAUCCAAUAACCACAUUUUUACUAAAUGAAUCUCUUUAAUUCUGAUACAGACUGCACAGUCCUCUCAGAUGUGAAGAAUCAAGAUUGCUGAUAUGAAUAUCUCUGAACUCUGUCUUUACCUUGACUGAAAACAACUAGAAGCUUCCCAGCUAUAUAUAAACACCGCCCUAGGCAACUUGUCUCGGGGCAUUCUGUGUUCACGAAACCGGGGGAUCCCUUGCGGAGGAAGAGCAUCUCCAGAAGUUAGGGUCAGAAAUGAGUGGAUCUUGUAAAAGCACUUCUCCCAAAAGGAUUAUCCACUUUGCCAAUGGAGACACCAUGGAGGAAUACAGCACAGAAGAAGAUGAAGAAAAGAAGGAACAGAGCUCAGCACGUGACUCUUCUAAGUCUUCAUGGGGAGCAUACAUCUGGUUUUGGGCAGGUCGAGUGGGAAGCAAUUCAAUUUCUACUUGUGAAUUCCUUGGUGAAAGAUUUGCUGCAUUCUUUGGCCUCACUGAACCCAAAUACCAGUAUGUGCUGAAUGAGUAUCACAGAAUGCAAAAUAAGGAAGGUGAUAAGGAAAGUGAUGGGAAGGAAUCAAAGGCCCAGGAAGCUGAGGUUCCUGAUGAAAAGUGUCACUUGGGAGCUGGUGGCCAAGAGUAUGGGGCCAUUGCUUCCAGAGAAGGGCUGGAGGCAGAUACCAGCUCAUGAUGGACAACAGAAGCUACCCCAGCAUUCUUAUUGGUUACCAUGGUAGCCGCACAAUAGAAAGUACUUCUGAGCUUCAUCUGGUUCUAAG
Molecule: messenger RNA, 1102 nt
Organism: Peromyscus maniculatus bairdii (prairie deer mouse)
Lineage: Eukaryota; Metazoa; Chordata; Mammalia; Rodentia; Cricetidae
Gene: Fam177b
Product: family with sequence similarity 177 member B
Source: RefSeq, a predicted model, not a curated record